Messenger RNA from Anoplophora glabripennis (Asian longhorned beetle), 1816 nucleotides. It is a transcript of the gene fzy, whose product is annotated as cell division cycle protein 20 homolog. The transcript is spliced from 4 exons. NCBI's taxonomy places the organism in Eukaryota, Metazoa, Arthropoda, Insecta, Coleoptera, Cerambycidae. Gene Ontology annotation, cellular component: anaphase-promoting complex. Gene Ontology annotation, biological process: positive regulation of anaphase-promoting complex-dependent catabolic process; anaphase-promoting complex-dependent catabolic process; positive regulation of ubiquitin protein ligase activity. The record is from RefSeq and is a predicted model, not a curated record. The coding region runs from base 201 to 1760 and encodes 519 amino acids. Gene Ontology annotation, molecular function: protein binding; ubiquitin ligase activator activity; anaphase-promoting complex binding.
GUCUUUGUUGUGUGAUUUUAUACUCAUACUUGUUAAAUGAUACCUAGUUACUAUUAUUUCUGUUAGUGUUGUUUAAAAAAGUUUAUCUUUAUGCUUGUGUACGUUUCCUAGUAUAUUGUCAAAUAUUUAUUAGAUCAUUUGUGGCUACGCCGUAAAACACAUAAGACAACAACAAAUUAGGUAGUAAACGGUACUUUAAUAUGUCCCAGUUUAAGUUUUGGAAUGACGUUAAUAGUUUACUGACUAUGGAAGGUCCUGUGAAAGGACCUGCACCGCGGUGGCAACGAAAAAAAGAAGGUGGUUCAUCAUCAAAUUCUAGUUUGAAUAAUUCAUCGAAAUUACGCUCUUUGUCAUCUUCAGUGUUAAAUUUAACAAAAACACCGACGAAAGGUAAUGAAAAUGAUUACCAAAGAAAUAAAACGCCCUCUAAAACGCCUUCCAAAAAAUCCCGAACCCCAACACCAAACAAAGGACCAAAAACUCCUGGUGGUGACCGAUUUAUCCCUUUACGGAGUGCUAGUAAUUUUGAUUUGGCUCAUUACAAACUUACUCAGGAUGAAAAUAAUCAUAGUGACAGUCCUACACAUCAGGAAUUACAGAGAGUAUUGUCUGAAAAUCUACACGGUGCUGAUAUUAAUAAUCAACGUAUAUUAACAUAUAAAAAUAAAGCUCCAUCGGCACCAGAGGGUUUUCAAAACCCUAUGAGGGUUAUUUAUACACAAACUAAAACUCCUGCUUCGGUAAAAAGUAGUAGUCGUUAUAUACCUCAGGCACCAGAUAGAAUUCUUGAUGCUCCAGAUAUUGUGGAUGAUUAUUAUCUUAAUUUAAUGGAUUGGAGUGGAAAUAAUAUACUAGCCGCAGCUUUGGGAGCACAUGUAUAUUUGUGGAACGCAGGUACUGGCAACAUUGAUCAACUCUUGGAGUUAGAAGGCAAUGACUAUGUAUGUUCGUUGGCUUGGAUUCAAGAGGGACAUUGUUUAGCUGUAGGAACAACUAAUGGUACUGUAGAACUGUGGGACUGCUCCAGAUCGAAGAAGUUAAGGAUUAUGGAAGGCCAUUCUGCUAGAGUGGGAUCGUUGUCUUGGAAUUCCUAUAUUUUGUCUAGCGGAUGUCGUAGUGGCCAAAUUAUUCAUCAUGAUGUACGUCAGAGAGAACAUGGUGUGGCCACUCUCUCGGGACAUACUCAAGAAGUAUGUGGCCUAAAAUGGUCAACUGAUGGCAAAUAUUUAGCUAGUGGAGGGAAUGAUAAUGUAUUAAACAUUUGGCAAGUGGUUACUGGAGGCCACUAUUCUCAAACUGCGGCCUUACACACGUUUACAUCUCAUCAAGCAGCUGUUAAAGCUUUAGCGUGGUGCCCGUGGCAACCACAUAUAUUAGCAAGUGGUGGAGGAACUGCAGACCGCCACAUCAGAUUUUGGAAUUGUAAUACAGGUUCUUGUGUUAAUGCCAUAGACACAAAGUCCCAGGUUUGCGCCUUACUCUGGUCACUGAAUUAUAAGGAGUUGGUAUCCGGCCAUGGGUUUGCUAAUAACGAGUUAAUUAUUUGGAAAUAUCCAAGUAUGACAAAGAUUGCAGAACUUACCGGUCAUACGGCAAGAGUAUUGCAUUUAGCAAUGUCUCCGGAUGGUACGACGAUUCUGUCUGCCGGGGCAGAUGAAACUUUAAGGCUGUGGAAAUGUUUUACCAAGAAUCCGACCAAGACUAAGGAUGCAGAGAAAAUUAAAACUAAACCAAGUGCAUUGAAGCAAUGCAUUCGAUAGACUUUAGUGUAACGUAUUGCAACUGAUAAACUAUGAAUAAAUUAUCAUUUAUUUAG